Scatophagus argus is the source of this 2553-nucleotide messenger RNA. RefSeq lists its product as uncharacterized. NCBI's taxonomy places the organism in Eukaryota, Metazoa, Chordata, Actinopteri, Scatophagidae. Gene Ontology annotation, molecular function: monocarboxylic acid transmembrane transporter activity. The record is from RefSeq and is a predicted model, not a curated record. The coding region runs from base 557 to 2065 and encodes 502 amino acids. The transcript has 7 exons. Gene Ontology annotation, biological process: monocarboxylic acid transport; transmembrane transport.
UUUCCAUUCAAAUUUACUCUUAUGUUUGACUCUGCAUGCAAUCACAUGCAUGCACUAAAGCUUAAAAAACAGUUCAUGGAACUUCAUGUGUGUCCUAGUUUCCAAGUACGCCUGGGUUAGUUGUUCAUACGCACUAGUGUUAGACAUAACUGCCGCCCAGGAUUUCACGUGACAAAGCACGUUUCAUUAACGUUUAACUGAACAUGGUUUUAGAUUCUGUUUACUUCACACUCUGUCUCUUUAUCUUUGCCUUACUCGGGCUCUCCCUGUCAUUUAUUUUCCAUGUUUGAGCCUUGCACCCUUUAACCUGGACUAAGCUUUAUCUGAUGCCUGUUACUGUGAGAGUGACACCACCACCACUGCAUGUGACAUGGAAAGAGUGCCAAGCAACUGCAGUCAAGUUAUGAAAUUACAACAAGCCACAGGAACUGGCCUACCGGAGAAGCAGGGUGGCUUCAAUUUGAAGACCAAAGCAAACGUCACUUGAGCAGACAAGUACAUCACUUGAAAUAAAUUUGCAGACAUUUGAGUGUUGCAUGAACCAGUGCAGAUCAACAUGGUCUCUGCAGUGAAGGCUCAGACAGUGAGGGCAGCAGCAGCCUCUGAUGCUGGCUAUGCCUGGUUCAUCCUGCUCUCCUGCUUCCUGGUCUUUGGCCUGACGUUUGGGGUCAUUAAGGCCUUUGGUGUAUUCUAUGUUGAAAUAUACCAAUAUUUUGAAGCCACAGCCACGGAAACAUCCUGGAUAACCUCUAUUGCUGUGGCUACCAUUCACUUUGUGGCUCCUGUAGCAUCUGCUCUGAGUGCUCGCUACAGCCAUCGCUCUGUAGUGAUAAUCGGAGGAAUAAUAUGCAGCUUAGGAGUGAUAUUUGGGGCUUUUGCUCGUAACCUGAUUGAACUCUACUUAACAGUGGGGUUCCUAAAUGGUUUUGGUUAUGCAUUGACAUGGACCCCAACAGUGACAAUGGUGGGAAUGUACUUUGAGAAGAAGCGGCCGAUGGCAAACGCUCUGGCCAGCGCUGGAGAGUGCAUCCUGACCUUUGUCCUCACACCCCUUUUCCAGCUGUUGAUUGACAACUACUCCUGGAGGGGUGCUCUGCUAAUACUGGGGGGUCUGCAGCUUAACCUGUGUGUGUGUGGGAUGCUGCUGAGGCCCUUAAAAGCCAGCACAGACGUGACUUGUGAACUCAAAGCAGAGGAGGAGAGUUUGUCCUUGGAACUGCUGCCAAAAGACAAUUCAGAGCAGAGCAAACCAAACUGCCCAGAGGCAGAGGAGCUGAGAACAUUUAAGGAGUCUGACCAUGAGACAAUCCAAGAAUGUUUUGAGAACUCCGAAGAAAUACCUAAUUCAGUCAUUAAAGUAGAAGACUCUCCCAACAGGACUAAAAGCGCUGAAUUAAAGAUCAAAAUCCGUCGCUAUGUUGAUUAUACCCUCAUCGCCAACGCUCAAUUCAUGGUCUACUCAAUGUUUGGGGUGUUUGCUGCACUGGGUUUCUUUGCCCCGGCUCUCUUCCUGGUUCCAUAUGCUCGUAGUAAGGGGAUUGAGGAGUACCAGGCGGCUGCUCUCAUGUCCAUCUCUGCAGUGCUGGACUUGUUUGGAAGGGUGUUCUUUGGCUGGGUGGCAAACUUGAGACUGGUGCAGACGGUGCAGCAGCUGACAGCUACAGUGAUUCUGCUGGGUACUGUGUUACUCCUCUGCCCACUGGCCUCAUCAUUCUCAGAGCUGUCUGCUUUCAGCGCAGCUUACGGCCUGGUGUACGGUGCCACGGUUGCCAUCCACAUCACCGUUCUUGCCGAGGUUGUGGGCGUCCACAGGCUCGGAAGUGCACUGGGGUUCUUCAUGCUCAUACGCAGUAGCGGAGGCUUGCUUGGACCGCCCAUUGCUGGAUUCUUCAUAGACAAGAUGAGUGAUUACGGAACAGGUUUCCUCAUGGCAGGAGUGUCUCUUAUCGUCUCUGCUAUGUUCCUGCUCCUCCUCCAUCAGAUGAACCGCAGGAGUCAGGGGUCACAUAUGCACACGGACAAAAUGGGUGUUGGAGCGGAAGCAAAAGAACUGGACAUGACAUGAAUGUAGAAAAAACAAUUUCUCUGGCUAAUACACAAUGACUUUAGAAAGAUCUGGAUCUCAAGAUCUCAAGACGCAGUCCAAAACUGGAAAAUUAGUGAUGUCUGUGGGAGGUUAUGUGGAGUCAGCAUCACACAGGGUGUCAGGGAUUUAUGAAGUUGGUAAAUGUCUUACAGUCACAUCUGUUCUGUUAAUUAACAAUGGCAGCAAGCACUGAAAAGUACAAAAGUAAAGUCCAUAAAGUGUUCAUUUUGAAUGUUGAACUUACAUUUUAUAAUUUUCUACACUGUAACAACCUAUUGUCAAGAAAACUGCGGAUAUUGUGUAGUUAUGUGGCUCGAGUGAAAAUGUGCCAACAAUGUAACAGCUUUAUGAAUUUUAAUUGGCUUCUUUCAAAAUCACAAGUUCAGAAAUGAAUUCAGAUAGCAUCUGUUUUUUUACAUAACUGUUUCUAAGUCACACUUUGUUAUUAAAUGUUUGUGUUCCUUACA